AUCGUGUUCGGCAGUAAGGAGCCUGCAGAGGAACAUGGCGCUGCUCCGGGGGCUCCUGGUGCUCAGCUUGUCCUGCCUGCAUGGCCCUUGCUUCGCGUUCUCUCCCGUGAGCACCACGGAGCCCUCGAGCCAGCAGCUAAUCAGCGGGCAGACCCAGGAGAAGCUACCCCCGCUUGCCCUCCUCAAGUUGGGCAACCAGGAGCCUGACGGCCAGACUGCCUUAAAGAGGGCCCCAGGAGACUGCAAGGGGGCCCCAACCCCAGAGCAGAUCCGCAGGCUGGCCCAGGCCAUGAUGGCGUUCUCCACUGACCUGUUCUCCUUGGUGGCCCAAACAACCACCAGCCCCAACCUCAUCCUGUCGCCCCUGAGUGUGGCCCUGGCAUUGUCUCACCUGGCACUAGGUGCUCAGAACAAAACACUGCAGAGUUUGCAACAGGUGCUACAUGCAGACUCAGAGCCCUGCCUCCCCCAUCUGCUCAGCCACCUCUGCCAGAACCUGGGCCCUGGGGCAUUCCGAUUGGCUGCCAGAAUGUACCUGCAGAAAGGAUUUCCCGUCAAAGAGGAUUUCCUGGAACAAUCAGAACAGCUCUUUGGUGCAAAGCCCAUGAACCUGACGGGCAGGCAGGAGGAUGACUUGGCGAACAUCAACCAAUGGGUGAAGGAGGCCACAGAAGGGAAGAUUGAAGAUUUCCUCUCGGAGCUGCCAGAUAACACGGUGCUGCUUCUCCUCAAUGCCAUCCACUUCCAGGGUUUCUGGAAGAGCAAGUUUGACCCAAGCCUCACCCAGAGAGACUCCUUCCACCUGGACGAGCAGUUCACGGUGCCAGUGGACAUGAUGCAAGCCACGUACCCUCUGCGCUGGUUCUUGCUGCAGCAGCCUGAGAUCCAGGUGGCAUAUUUCCCCUUUAAGAACAACAUGAGCUUUGUGGUCAUUGUGCCCACCCACUUUGAGUGGAAUGUGUCCCAGGUACUGACCAACCUGAGCUGGGACACCCUGCACCAGCCCUUGCUGCGGGAGAAGCCCACCAAGGUCUGGCUGCCUAAGCUGCAUCUGAAACACCAGCUGGACCUGCUGGGCACCCUCAGCCAGCUGGGCUUGCAGGAGCUGUUCCAGGACCCAGACCUGCGCGGGAUCUCUGACCAGAAGCUGGUGGUGUCCAGCGUGCAGCAUCAGUCCACAUUGGAGCUCAGCGAGGCUGGUGUGGAGGCAGCUGCAGCAACCAGCAUAGCCAUGUCUCGCAUGUCCCUCUCCUCCUUCAGUGUGAACCGCCCAUUCCUCUUCUUGAUCCUCGAGGACACCACUGGCCUGCCUCUCUUUGUGGGCAGCGUGAGGAACCCCAACCCUAGUGCGCAGCGGGAGCUCAAGGAGCAGCAGGAUUCUCCUGACAACAGGGACUUCUCCCAGAACCAGAAAGCCUUCCCCCGUGGAGACAAGCUUUUUGGCCCUGACUUGAAACUUGAGCCCCCCUUGGAGGAGGAUUAUCCCCAGUUUAACAGCCCCAAGUGAGGGGCCAUGACCGCCAGCAUCCUGAGUCCUUGCCUGGACCAGCCUCUCAACUCAAGUGACUCUUUCCAACCUGCUUUGUGGGAUGGGGGACAGGGGCCUGGG
Cynocephalus volans (Philippine flying lemur) is the source of this 1609-nucleotide messenger RNA. RefSeq names its product serpin family F member 2 (gene SERPINF2). Gene Ontology annotation, biological process: negative regulation of endopeptidase activity; negative regulation of fibrinolysis. Bases 35 to 1507 code for a protein of 490 amino acids. The transcript is spliced from 10 exons. NCBI's taxonomy places the organism in Eukaryota, Metazoa, Chordata, Mammalia, Dermoptera, Cynocephalidae. Gene Ontology annotation, molecular function: serine-type endopeptidase inhibitor activity. The record is from RefSeq and is a predicted model, not a curated record.